AUGAUACCUCUCUUUCUCCUUGGUGCUGUCUUCCUGACGACAACGUCCCUCGUUCAGGCUCUGCCUGCUCACCCUAGCAUUGAAGCACGUCAAUCCGUUAUCGUGCUCUCUCCGGUACAGAUAGACUACUUCACGCCGUAUACCUGGUACGCCAGCGCGGGAUACUGUAACCCGUCACAGACACUAGUGUGGGACUGCGGGUUGAACUGCGAGGCAAACCCCGACUUCAAACCUGUCGCGUCGGGCGGCGAUGGGAGCGACGUUCAGUACUGGUAUGUGGGGUAUGAUCGGACAUUCAACUCGGUGGUGGUGUCUCAUCAAGGAACGAACGCAUCUUCAAUUCUGUCCAUCCUCACGGACAUAGAUAUCAUCCUCGAGCCUCUCGACCAGUCGCUCUUUCCCGGAAUGAGCUCCGAUGUACUUGUGCACAGCGGGUUCGCCAACCAGCAAGCGAAAUCCGCAUCUGCCAUCUUGUCUGCGGUGCAGCGCACCAUGUCCGAGUACGGCGUGAACCACAUCACGACCGUCGGGCAUUCGCUCGGGGCGGCGUUGUCACUACUCGAUUUCCUCUACCUGCCGCUGCACCUUCCGGACACGACGUACACCUACAUCGGAUACGGUCUACCACGGGUGGGCAACCAAGCUUUCGCGGACUACGUCGACGACCAGAUCAGCUCAGUGACGCACAUCAACAACAAGGAAGACCCAAUCCCGAUCCUCCCGAGCACGUCCCUCGGGUACAUGCAGCCGCACGGCGAGAUCCACAUCGAAGACUCGGGCGACUGGGUGGCGUGUUCCGGCGACGAAAACCCAAGCUCCCAGUGCAUCGACGGCGACGUACCGACGCUCCUCCAGAGUAACUUUUCCGACCAUGUCGGGCCCUACAACGGGAUCCUCAUGGGCUGUUGA
Sparassis crispa is the source of this 909-nucleotide messenger RNA. RefSeq lists its product as hypothetical. The transcript is spliced from 7 exons. The coding region runs from base 1 to 909 and encodes 302 amino acids. Gene Ontology annotation, biological process: lipid metabolic process. The record is from RefSeq and is a predicted model, not a curated record. NCBI's taxonomy places the organism in Eukaryota, Fungi, Basidiomycota, Agaricomycetes, Polyporales, Sparassidaceae.